AAAUCCAUUAGUCUCUGGCUGGAAAAAUGAAAGCGGGAUCGAUCAAUUUCUAAAGAAGAUCAUCUAAGUAUUUGCGUCAGUACUUGGUUGCUACUAGUGACCGUUUAUCAACUGCGUUCUAACACGAUUAAAUGUUCGACGAAAGGUAAUUAAAUUUCUUUUGAACGCAAACUGAUCAAAACGAAGUGGUCUUUCGUCUUUUACAAGAUCAUGAACAUUUCUGCCAUUAUUUCUUCUCCCAUUCAAUGGACAAGUUCGUGGUUAUCACCACUGACACUUUUCUUGUUCGUUUGCGUCUUUCUUCUCUGUCUCGUCAUCAUUGGACUUAUCGCUAACAUAACUGUUUGCGUCGUGAUGCUUCGAGGCGGACGCUUUAAGAAACACCUCUCAAACUUCAUGCUCUUUCAUCUUUCGAUUACAGACAUUGCUUAUCGCCUGAUUAUUGUACCCGGCCAGGGGGCUUCCAUAUUUUACCCGUUUGAAACCAAGCCGACGAUGUUCUGUAAAGUCGCCAAAACCUUUCUCUACACGUUCAACAGUGCAGUUUUUACAAGCUUGGUUGUUAUCGCCUUCGACAGGCAUCAGAGCAUCACAAGACCAUUUCAGCGUUUGAAACACAAACCCAAAUUCUACCGAUGUCUCUUGGCGGUUUGGGUAUAUUCCAUUGUAUGCGCGUUGCCGCAGAUGCACAGCAGUGGAAAUGGAACGCACGCCGUCAACUUCACUCUCUCUGCCAAAGGAACAAACUAUACCUACGCCUUACACUUGUGUGUUUCGUCAGGGGCAGGUUCAGCUCAAAGAAUAGUGGCAUUAAUUUAUUUCAUUCUAGGAUUUCUCGUACCGCUGGUAAUGAUAACUGUAGCCUACUCUAAAAUCUCCGUCUUCCUGUGGAGAAAAAGUCGUAAUCGCAUCAUUAAUCAAGCCGCUUUGAAAUCGAAGGGAAAGGCACUUCGCAUGCUUGUGUUGGUAGUCCUUGGUUUUGUGGUCUGCUUAGGAGUACCACAAUUAUACGACUUGACGAAGUCGCUCGGAGUUAAGGACCAAGCAGCAAUUGCCGUUCUCUCUGUAAUACUUCAACUAUCAAGUUCUGUCAUCAAUCCUGUGAUAUACGGUUUAUAUUCUGCCGAAUUCAAACAGGGGCUCAAACGAGGGACAUAAUCCUCUAUUCCAUGGUGGCGCUGAGGGAAACACGUUGCACUUUAACACGCGCUUUACACGGAUGCUAACGCGAGUAGCAAACAGGAAACCUAAUGAAUUAUAUUCGGGAAGAAGGACAAUUGAAGAACUUUACUUCAAGGAGCCGUAAGAUGUGCCAACACUUUUGAUAUAUCAUGUCAUAUACCGCGGAUAUGGAAGCACGAGCUUGGAAAAGAUUCUACCUUGCAGAGCUACGUUUACCGGAGAAAUGUGAAUUGUUUUUCCUUCGUUUUUGUUCCUUUUUAUUUCUUUCUUAUAGUGAUGUGUAAAGGUUAAAUUACGAAUUCAGAACUGGGCUCUCUCGACAAAGUCAGUUUCCACUUUUCCAUUUUUAUCAUUUUCACUCUAACCACGCAUCAAGAUCACCUUCUGACUCAUUGUUGACACUCUUCACCCUUUUUUGUCUCGCGUUUUGUUGGGGUUAAUGUUGUUAUUGUUAAAAGCCUCUGACAGCGUUUAAUCUUGCCCACAUCAGUAAGAACCUGACAGUAUGAGAUAUUAAAUGCAAUGGUCAUUGUUAAUUUACUUGAAGUCCAAUCACUCAGGAGUUAAACGGAGACGAAAUUCAAACACUACUUCAUCAAUCUUUUGAUUCUAAGACAGAAGUCAUCCUUUGAAUUUUUAAUGAAGUACG
This is a messenger RNA of Orbicella faveolata, 1831 nucleotides long. Its product is annotated as galanin receptor 2a-like. Gene Ontology annotation, cellular component: plasma membrane. Gene Ontology annotation, biological process: G protein-coupled receptor signaling pathway. Gene Ontology annotation, molecular function: G protein-coupled receptor activity. Lineage: Eukaryota; Metazoa; Cnidaria; Anthozoa; Scleractinia; Merulinidae. The record is from RefSeq and is a predicted model, not a curated record.